AAACCAAAACAUUGUCCUACAAAAGGACCCUCCCAUUUGGAAUCUUAAUUAUAACCAUCCAUCACUCUACCCUUGCAUAUGUAAAACAUGUUUCUGUCUUGCUUUAAAACCAUGAUUAUUAUCUUAUUCAUCUUUGUUUGUGUUGGAUUAAGCAAUGGUGCCAAUCAAAAAAUACCCCUUCAAGGAAGAAAAGGCCAAUGGCAACUGCUUCUCAACAACACAGGUGUCGUUGGUAUGCAUAUGGCAUUAACCUACGAAAACACCGUCAUAAUGUUCGACCAAACUGAAGCAGGCCAAUCUAGGUACAAACUUCGUAAACGCUUCAAUGGAACCAUGUGUAAAACAAACCAACAUGAUUUAACUGAUUCAACAUGCUUUGCUCAUUCAGUAGAGUAUGAUAUCAGUUCCAAUAGAAUAAGACCUUUGAGGCUUGACACUGAUCCUUGGUGUUCCUCUGGCUCUUUCCUAAGCAAUGGAACACUUCUACAAACAGGUGGAUUUCAUCAAGGUGCUAAAAGGGUUAGAUACUAUAGACCUUGUGGUGGGAAUCAUCAUCAAUGUGAUUGGAUACAAUCAAAGAAAUCUCUAUCUGAUCAAAGGUGGUAUGCUUCUAGUCAGAUUCUACCAGAACAUGACAGAGUUGUUAUUGUUGGCGGAAAAAGAGUUUUCACAUAUGAAUUUGUGCCGAAAAUUAGUCCUAAUGAAAAAUCUUUCAACCUUCCAUUUCUGCACCAAACCAAUGACAGGAAUUCAGAAGGGAACAAUUUAUAUCCAUUCACUCACCUUUCGUCGGAUGGAAACUUGUUCAUUUUUGCAAACCGUGAUUCCAUCUUACUCAACUUGAGACGCAAUAGAGUAAUCAAGACGUUCCCUCGGAUUCCAGGAAAUGGGUCGAGAAACUACCCGAGUUCUGGCUCAUCCGUGUUACUACCGUUAGACCAUAAAGACAAUUUCCAUAAAGUUGAAGUUAUGGUAUGCGGAGGUUCUGCUACAGGAGCACUCAAUGCUGCUAGAAGAAAAAGGUUCGUUGAAGGUUUAAGAUCUUGUGGGAGAAUGGUGAUCACAGGGAAUAAACACAGUUGGGAAAUGGAUUACAUGCCGAAACCGCGUUUCUUACACGACAUGCUAAUUCUACCUACAGGUAACAUCUUAAUUGUAAAUGGUGCUAUAAAUGGUUGUGCAGGAUAUGAUAAUGCUAGAAAUGCUUCACUUGAACCUUAUCUUUAUAGUCCAAAAAAAAGACUAGGAAAAAGGUUCAGCGUACUUAAGAAAACAAUGAUAGCAAGAAUGUAUCAUUCAUCAGCAACUCUUCUUCCUGAUGGUAGAGUAUUAGUAGCUGGUAGUAACCCACAUGGGAGAUACACUUUUCACAAUGCAGCAUAUCCAACUGAACUAAGACUUCAAGCAUUUGUUCCACAUUACAUGGAAAAGAGGUAUCAUACUUGGAGGCCAAGUAACUUGACAAUACAAAAGCAUACAAUUGGGUAUGGUAAAGAGUUCAAUGUGACGUUUUUGUUGGGGAAGAGGCCGAGCGAUAAUGUGAGGUUCAGUGUUUAUUCACCGCCGUUUACUACUCAUGCAUUUGCCAUGAAUCAGAGGAUGUUGAAUCUGAGGUGCAAGAGGAUGGUGAGAAGUAGUAAGGGGUGGGUGCAUGCAGUAUUGGAAGCUCCGCCAUCAUCUGUUGUUGCACCUUCUGGUUAUUACUUGCUCACGGUGGUGAAUGAAGGAAUUCCAAGUUUGUCUCAGUGGAUUCAGUUUGCACACGCUUAGGCUUCUUUAAAUGAAAAUGGCUCAAAUUAAAGGAUCUAUACUUUAUUACAAAAUAUAACUAAUGAGAAAAAACUAUAUAUAUUAUAUAUAUAUAUAUAUAUAUAUAUAUAUAUAUAUAUAUAUAUAUUUUAACGGCAAAUAUAUUAUUAAUCAGGUCUCUGCACAAGACGAAGACCGGUAUAAAAAUAACUACAUAAUAGGGUGCCGUAUAUAUGCGGAACGCCAAAAUAUAGUUGGUACGGUAGUUAGUUAUAUACAUUGUCCGAUAAAAAAUUAUAAGUUAUAUGCAGAGUGGGGUAUGCAGUAUUUGUAGUUUUUCCUUCUAAUAUAUAGAAGAAAGAAAUUACUAUUUGAUAAGCCA
Messenger RNA from Trifolium pratense (red clover), 2131 nucleotides. Its product is annotated as aldehyde oxidase GLOX-like. Lineage: Eukaryota; Viridiplantae; Streptophyta; Magnoliopsida; Fabales; Fabaceae. The record is from RefSeq and is a predicted model, not a curated record. The transcript has a single exon. The coding region runs from base 88 to 1770 and encodes 560 amino acids.